Messenger RNA from Labrus bergylta (ballan wrasse), 5004 nucleotides. The record is from RefSeq and is a predicted model, not a curated record. Lineage: Eukaryota; Metazoa; Chordata; Actinopteri; Labriformes; Labridae.
ACGUUUCAUCUUACUAUCAUAAACUUCAUACCAUCAGACACAUCAUGAACUUCAUCUUCAACAGAAAAUGAAACUCAAAAGUAUGUUAGUAUUUAUUAGUUGUAACUUUUAGCCUUUGUGCUCCUGAGCUUCAGCUUGUUUUCACCUUUUCUCCUCUCUGAAUGAGAUUCUUAAAAUGAGGACUAGUAACUGAACAGUGAUGAAUUACUUGCAUUUCAAACAAUUACUAAAAGUGUAUAUAUUUCAAGCUUUUUAAUCAACUAAAAAUCAUAAUAUGAAAGGCUUUUAAAACAGCUUUUAAUACAGCUAGAUGUUUUAUCUUCUAAUUAAUUUAGAAAAUAUAACUAAAAGUGUUGGAGUGUCUCGCUGGCUGUUGGAGUGGAAAGCACAUACACACUUGCUCCUAUGUCGCGACCAGGCAGGAAGUACAUGUGCAGUGAACAUCAUCUUCUUUCUCGUCAGGCUAAAUGUAGUGACGGGGGACGAGCAAUCAACCGUGGGCUUUUACCCCACACUCGUUGGGUUUUUUUUUUAGGUGAACUUGUCAUGCUGUCCAACCAGCAGGAACAAACGUUUCUUUCAUCAUGAGCACAGACAAACAUACUGAUUUCACUGCCCAAGAGGGAGACACGAUGGACACUUACAGCGAGGUUGCAGAUCUGAAGCCACACAGGGAGGAGGAGGAGGAAGAAGAGAGGGAGGAUAACUCGAGUAGUGAGAAUGGAGUGCAGGGUGGAGAAAGUUCGACCACUUCACGUGCAAUAAAAACCGAGGCAGAGGAAAUGAAAGAUAACAAUGAUCUGUACCAUGAGGCUGAAAAAGAGAGAGAAAUUGUGCCGAAAGAUGCGGCAGAGGGGGGCCACGAGGAGGAGAUGGAAGAAGGGUUAGAUGAGGAGGAGACAGGUGAUGACAGAGACAGGGAUGAAGAGGGAGAUACCCUGAGUGAGCCAGAGGACCUCUCGCUGGUCUACUCGCACUACGAUGGCGCCGCUCUGCCGGAUGCCCACGCUGCAGAACCAUCGGCUGAAUCAGAAGACGCCUAUGUGCCCGGAGCAUCAGGGUCUCGCAUCCAAACAACAGGCAAGCUCAACUGUGACAUCUGUGGCCUGUCCUGCGUCAGCAUCAACGUCCUGAUGGUGCACAAGCGCAGCCACACGGGUGAGAGGCCGUUCCACUGCAGUCAGUGCGGAUCCUCCUUCACCCAAAAGGGAAACCUGCUUCGCCACAUCAAACUGCACUCCGGGGAGAAGCCUUUCAAAUGCCCUAUGUGCAGCUAUGCCUGCCGUCGCCGAGACGCUCUUAGUGGGCACCUGCGCACCCACUCUGUGGAGAAGCCCUUCAAGUGUAACCACUGCAAUCGGAGCUACAAGCAACGCAGCUCGCUGGAGGAACACAGAGAGAGGUGCCAUGUAUACAUUCAGAGCAGCGGUAUGAAGGCUGAGAGAGAGGACAGCCAGACAUCCAGGACUCAGAUGGGCACUGAGCGUGCUCUGCUGCUCGACAGGCUUGCAAACAAUGUGGCCAAACGGAAGAGCACGAUGCCACAGAAGUUCACUGGAGACAAUGGCGUUUGUCUGGACUUGAGCUUUAAGAGGGAACUGAUCCAUCCCUCUGACAUUAAGGACCCUCCACCAGGCUCCCCUGGGCUGGAAGCCUACCACCACCAGCAACAACCUGCUGUCCAUCCAGGGCCUGACAGUGACUCGGCUCCUUCCCUCAGGCCCUACCCUAUUUCAAUAGGCCGCAGCGACAUAACCCCCAUUGGCCUCACUAACGGCCACAAGAUGAGUAUGUCGUUCCUGGGCCACCCUCAUGCGCCACAGCCCCCCCUCAGCAUCGACUCGUUCCACACAGACGGCUCCCAGAUGUCCCAGCCCAUCAUGUACAGCUUAGGACACUUGCUGGGGGGAGGGCUAAACCACCAGAACGGCCUCCCCCACCCACACGCUCAGCCCAUCCCUUUAUCCCCACUGGAGGCGCUAAGGGUAGUGCGAGCCGACGGGGAGGCGGGACCUCUGCCUGGAGCGGUGUACCCCUGUGGUCACUGCAGGGUGAUCUUUCUGGACUAUGUCAUGUUCACCAUACACAUGGGCUGCCACGGCUUCCGCGAUCCGCUCGAGUGCAACGUGUGCGGCCACCGCAGCCGGGACCGUUACGAGUUCACUUCCCACAUAGCCCGUGGGGAGCACCGCCUAGAACUGAAGUAGUUUUUCAUUUAAUGCUUAUACACUCACAUACGUAUGAGCACACUCUCAGGUUUACUCAUACAAGUAGCUGAUAGUAUCAAAAAUGAAAGCAUGGAGUAGCAGCCAUUUCUCUUUGUGUCUGGUGUAUGUGCUUGAUAUGAGUGAAUGUGUGUAACCGAGACAAAAUGAGAGAAGUUCUAGGUGUGUGAGAGGUGUCAGGGUUCUUAGUCAUACUGUAUUCAUCUGAGAAGAUAGCCUGUAAAGUGUUAAUAGGAGGGGAGGAAGUGUACUUUAUUUUCAAACGUACUUUUGUAUUUGAUGAUCCCUGUUCUUUUUCCAAAUCUUUAACAUAGUAGCAGAAAUUGUUGCAUUUAUUGAGUGUCUGCUCGAUUUCUUUUUUCCUUUUAUCUCAGUUAAAUUGCAAAAAGAAAAUGUGUUUUCCUACAUCAAACAUAAGGCAACACCUUGUGUGAGAGAGCUUCUCUAAAAAAAAUAAAAAAAACUUGUCAGUUCAAGAUUGCAGAAAAAAAUCCCAUUAUCUAUAAGGUCACAUGCCUCUUUUUAGUUCUGUGGUUUUGAGUGCAGUUCAUUGCUUCAAAAGACUUCACUUCCCUCUGCACCAUCUGAUGUUUUCUCUCUCCAGAAUAGUUACAUGUUUAACCCUUGCGCAAGUUGGAAAUGGCUCACCGCUUUGCAGAGAUGAACUGUUACGCACUAUUACAUAGGGCAGAGAUGUAAAUUCAGUGUAAAGUGUUUUUAUGAUGAAGAUCAGCAUCAAACCAUUUGCAUAAAAAAAAGCUUUGUAUGAAAUGAGUUUGAACGUCAGUCUACACUUCUCUUUCUGAUGAAACUUGUCUUCUCAUUUCAAGAUUUGAAAAUCCUGGCUGCUUCAAAAAUGAAUGUCAGUGGCUCAGAAGUCCUUUUACUCUAACAUCCAUCUGCUGGGGGGAAGCGUGUAACUGCAUGACGGAAUUAGUUUAUAUGUGCGUUCCUUACACAGAAUCACUCCAGAGCAGGGGAUCGCAAAGGUUGUCGGACUGUUGAGGGCAUUUAAAAAAAGAAUUAAGCUACUUAUUUGGAAUUGCCUGAAUAUUUUUAAAGUAUUUAUUUAAAGGGGGAUAAACAGGGGCAUGUGCUGAUGGGUGGCCGGGGUUGGGUUAUAUUAGAUAUGAUCGCUGAAGUUAGAAAGGGAAGAUCAUUUAUAUUUAUUUGUGUGUUCGUGCGCACAUCACACUUGAGGCCACCCCUGCAUAAGUCAGUGCUCUAGGUGAGCCACCCAGUCAAAAAAAGUCUGGACACGCCCCUGGUGAUAAGCAUGUUGUCAAUUUAGCUAAUACAAGCACUUGUUUUGAAAGAACUAGGGUAAGAAAAAAAACAAACACGUUGACAAAAUGUAUUCCCAGAAACAAAAAACAGCUUACUCACAGUAUCAUCAUCACAGAACCAUGAACAAAACUUGUUUCAUAUCACAUGGCUAGCUACUUGUCAAUCACAAGGCCCACCAUAAAGCACACCCUGCUUUUUCAUCUGUUUUACUGUAAUUUGGACCACAAUUGACUAAAUAAACAUCAUGCUGUAUUGAUUAAAAUGGGAAACUAUCUUUUGAGACAAUGAACUCAUCUGCAAAAAAUUUUGCUGGGUUAAAAAAUCCAGUGAGUAGUAGGGUAAUUUUCUCAUUUAUUUGCAUACAAUCUGUCAUGUUUUUUUGAAGAAAUGGAGUAACCCCCUACUGGCCAAAUGAAGGAAUGCAGCUUAAGGAACUUUUACAUGGGCUUUGUUUAAACACUCAGGGGACAUACACUGCUAUACAAUCUAUGACAAGAAAACUCAAUGAUUUUUAUCAGUAGCUCCACUCUUCCCACUCGGCUCUCAACUCACCCACAGUAUUCAAAAAGUUUGUCUGCCAAUAAAAACUCCACUUGUGGGAUUUAUUCUGAGUAAGGUCAAAAAUGAAGGUAAAAAUGUUAUUGUUGGAGUUUUAGUCAUGACAAAUUUUUGGAAUUUUUUUCUGAUUGAUUAAGGGAAAUUCUGGUAAAUGCAUAAAAAUGGAUUCGUAGCCUGGCAGUGCAUAGAGCUGUGUGUCAUAAUAAAUGUGGAUGCACUUCACUCACAUGACACUGAAGGGACUCGGUCACACCUUGUUGCCUUUCAGACCAGAAAAGGGUGUUAGCUUCAUCCAGCUGCUACCACACUAUCUGUGUUCUCCAUCAGCGCCAGUUCCCUUUUCUCUCUCUUUGGGGUUGAAGAGAAGUGACACUUGUGAGACAAACUGUCAUCACAGCUUCGUGUCCACAUGUCGGAGUAAAAGCCAAGUCAUCCAUCUUAGAAGUAAUAAUUGGCCGCUUCACUUUUCUGAGUAGUGUUUUGAGGAAGAGUGCGGGUUUAUCUGAACAAGUUUAAGGUUAAAAAUAAAGGCGGGUUUGUUUUUUUGGUAAUUGAGGGGAAACUAAAAAAUGAAAGACUAUUUCUAACACAUAAAACAUCUAAACAUAAAAAUGAUUGUCUGGGAAAAGUGAAUGGGACUUGUGAUUCAAAACCCUGCUUUUGUCCAAACUAUAACUGUGUUUCUGAAGUUUCAUUUAAAAAAACCUGCCUGCUGUUUUUCAGACAGGAGUCACGAAGCAGGUCCAUUCAUACUGAGAGAGUAUGGUGACAUCUGCCGAUGGAAUAAUUAGUCAUCUAAACAGCCAAAAAUCAAAAUGACAACCAUCAUGAUAUACUUUGACGGGAACAAAUACAAAACUGUGUAAAUAAGUGACGUCAUUGUCGAUUCAUAACUGUUGAUGAGAAAAUGCAUGAUUAAAGGAUGUUUCAGGAA